This is a messenger RNA of Morone saxatilis (striped sea-bass), 2378 nucleotides long. It is a transcript of the gene cunh9orf85, whose product is annotated as chromosome unknown C9orf85 homolog. The coding region runs from base 107 to 685 and encodes 192 amino acids. Lineage: Eukaryota; Metazoa; Chordata; Actinopteri; Moronidae. The record is from RefSeq and is a predicted model, not a curated record. The transcript is spliced from 4 exons.
GCUCGUACUUCUUCCGGGUUAGGGCUCUCUCUCGCUCUCUCCGGCGUGGUGUUUGGAUUUGUGUGCCCUCUCAACAUGUGUAAGUAAAAAACAAGUGGAAAAGAAGAUGAGUUCUCAGAAAGGCAACGUGUCUCGGUCCAGAGCCCAGAAGCAUCAGAACAGCGCUGCGUUCAAAAACGACAAGUACGGAGCGACUGUACAAGUGAAGAAAGCUAAAUCAAAGACCCACGAUGGGCUCUGUCAACACUGUAAGGGUGUUCUUGAGUGGAAAGUGAAGUACAACAAAUACAAGUCACUUACACAGCCUCGAAAAUGCGUCAAGUGUUCUCAGAAGACUGUGAAGGAUGCGUAUCACAUCAUUUGUAAGCCAUGUUCCCUUCAGCUAGAGAUCUGCUGCAAGUGUGGGAAGAAAGAAGAUAUCGUUAUUCCAGUAAACUCAGAGGUGGACGAUAAAGAGCAAGAAGAAGAUGGUGAACAGAAAAAGAAAGGACGUGGACGAGGGAAGAAGGACAUGGAUGGCUUGGACAGUGAUGAUGAUGAUGAUGAUGAUUAUGAUGAUGAUGAUGAUGACUUAAAUGACCUCAGAGAUAGUGAUGAUGAUACGGGAGAGGAUUCAGAACCAAAGAAGACACAGGACAAGUCCGAUGUCCUCCCAGAUGUUUCCCGAGUCAGCUUUAAAGACUAAAGACAGUUACAGGGUUCUUGUGGGCUUUUUUUUAACUUCACAUACAUACAAAACAAGUUUUCCAAUCAAGUACAGUAUGAAGAAGUUGAGAAGACAAAAGCUACCUGAUGAUUCAGGAAUAUUUUUGAUGACAUUUCAUUUUUUAUUUAAAGGGCCUUAUAUACCAUGAAUGAAGGUGAAUGGGCUGUACAAUGUACUGGAAACCCUGUAUCUCCAUAUUUUGUUUCGUUUCAUGACUCUGCUUGACCUGAAUGGAAUGGGACCUUAAAUAGUAUAAUUAACAAUCCCUGUGUUUACCCUACUAAUUCAUGUCAAAAUGGUUGCUGUGUUUAUUUCACAAUAACCUAAUAGUGGCCUUGAAGUAUCAGCAGCACUAAAAGCAGAAGUAGAGGCGUUGGCAGGGUAUCAGGAACUGACUGAAAUGUUAACCGUCAUGCAUAUGCCCAGCUAUAACUAAUGCAGUCUAAUAGCACAGUCCUGCAAUAAAUCCUACAUUUACAGAGGUUGUGAUCGGUUUUUAUUGUUGAGAGGUGUUUAUUUAACUUUUGAUACUUUUGGAGGCUGUAGUUUAGGAUUCUGUUGAAUUGUGUUAUAAAGAGAAGUGUUUCUAAUAUUUUGGCCUCUGCUUUUAUCUAAAGAGCGAGCUGGUCCUCUCCUUCAAAAGCUGCCAUGUUGAACUGCCAUGUUUCUACAGUAGCACUGGUUCUAGAUAGGACACUGUAGCUUCUCCUUUUUUGGAAGGCUGAGCCGUAUUCAAAUUAUUCACUCUGUUUUGGCCUUGUCUAGCACGUAGACUUUUAUCUUCCCCUCUAGAGUAAAAAAUAAAUAAAAAAUAUAUAAUUGCUUUCCUUUAAAAUGAUUUAUAAAUGUGCAAUCUGCACAUUUUAAAAUGGGGUUUGCCCAUCACCGUUCCUUUUCAUUUAAACUUUAAAGUUUAAAUAAAGUAUAGAUCACCUUUAAAUGCACACACUUUGUUGCUGCAAUUUUUUCCACACAAUAUACUCAACAUACUAUUGUAUACCACAUAGGGACAGUUCUGAUGGUGGUGCUGUUGACAUCCAAAACUUUAAAAGAUCAAUAAAAACUGCUCCAACUUUUCAACUUUCACUAGAAUCUGUCAAAAAUAAUUAAAACUUUCCAAGAAAGGCUGCAACAAGUUUUUUUUUCUGUAGGAUGCUAAAGCAGUCAUGUUCUCAUUUUUUAAAUUAUUUUUAGCUGCCUUUCACAUUUCCCUUCCUCGAGUAACCUGCAGUUACACUGAAAAGUUGAUGUCACCAAGAGAGCGUGUGUUUUCAUUCAUCAUGUGAGGCUGAUAAAUUUAAAAGAAUGUGGCAAUAUUUCAUACUUUACUUCCUUGUUAGAAAGUAUGGGAUGCUAUGACAUGGAUGGAAUCACUGAGCUCAUAGGAUUCCCUAUAGUGCUUAAUAUAUUUCUCACAUGGCUUUGUUCUGCUUAUACACUCGUGACUUAAAGUUCUGUCGUAACUAUGGAUACUGAACUAUCUGAGUAACUGCUGUUAAACCUUCAGUCUAGACUAACGCAGUAAUAACGAAACCCAGCGCUGUUUAUGUUUGCCAUAUUAAGUGACAUCAUAUUGUAUAUCACUCAGUUGCAAGUUACAACUAAUGCAGUCUAAUACAACAGCCCUGUAAUAAAUCCAUGAGGGUUGUGAUGUUCAGUUUUUCUGGUGCUG